This is a messenger RNA of Lemur catta (Ring-tailed lemur), 5021 nucleotides long. RefSeq names its product proline and serine rich 2 (gene PROSER2). The coding region runs from base 170 to 1588 and encodes 472 amino acids. The record is from RefSeq and is a predicted model, not a curated record. NCBI's taxonomy places the organism in Eukaryota, Metazoa, Chordata, Mammalia, Primates, Lemuridae. The transcript is spliced from 4 exons.
GGACGGCCGGGUUGGCGGGCCGUGUCGCCAGGGCUGCGGGCGGCGAUCGGCGCGGGCACCUGCCGUCCCCGCGCGGGGGCUGGCGCUGGAUGUGACCCACUCCCUCGGGAUGGCAUACUGACCCGUUCUGCGCGUCCUGCGAUCACGCCAGGAACGGGUUUCUGUGGGGAUGCCUGUGACCCGCCAGAAGUCAGACUCCUCCGGGAUGGACUCCGACACGUCCCCCGGCUGCAGGCUCAGGGCCGUGAGCAGGGAUGGGAGCCUGGAGAGUCGGAGCAGCGGUUCUCGGUCCAGAAGUUUCACGCUGGACGACGAGAGCCUGAAGCACCUCACCCACGAAGAAAAGGAUGUCAUCCUGUUUUUUGAAGAGACGAUCGAUUCCCUGGAGGAUGACUUUGGGGAGCCCGUCCUGUGCGAUGGUGACGACCGUUGCCACUCCUCCCGCUCUCUGGAAGAGAGCACGUCCAGUCCCUCCGAGCCCGAAGAUGUCAUCGAUUUAGUGCAGCCACCGCCUGCUGCCGGGAAAGCUGAGCAUCUUCCAGAUGGGACACGGGCAGCAGGGGCUGGACCUGCCAGGAAGGAAGGCGUUCCUGACCUUGACUGCGGGAGACCAGAUGCCAAGGAGGCUCCGGCGCCAGACCCCACGUCUCCAGAGCCCCUUCCUCCACCCCUGUCCCCGCCCGGCCCCUCGGCUCCAGCCCAGCCCCGGAGGGAGCUGCUCUCCCCUCCCCCCGCGGAGCACCCGAAACUGCCCCGGUCCAUUCCCACCCCCCUGGUGAUCGCUCAGAAGAUGUCUGAGAAGUUGGCCGGGAACGAAGCCCUGUCGCCUACAUCCCCGUCAAAGGAGGGCAGGUCUGGGGAGUGGAGGACGCUGACUUCUCCAGCCCCGCGGAACGGGGACCCCGUCCCGUGGCACAGACACACGGCGCCCCCUGCGCCCAAGGCCCACCGCUUCCCCAGCAACAUCAGCGUGACCAACAGCUCGGGCAAGGACUUCAGCAAGACCAUCUCCAAGGCGGCCGUCAGCGUGCAGGAGCGGAAAGCCCAGGUCUUGGCCAACAUCAAUGGCGUCUCUUUCCUCACGGCAGGAGACAGGGAAGAUCGGUCCCAGAGGAGUGACCUCACCGAGCAGAGGAAGAGCUUCUCUCCAGAGCAGGCGAUGUGUGACCAGGACAAGCCAGGCCUGGUCAAGGAAGCGGAAAGCCCGUGGGCAGCAGGGCAGGCCGGGGGUCGGCAGUCCAGGGCCGUGCAGACGGAGCCGUCCCCGGUGCUGGCCAACGGCUUCCGGACCGUCCACGACGUCCUGAAGAGCGAGCCCAGUCCCUUCGUGCCCACCGGAAAGACCAUCACCUUCCGUCCGGACCCGGCCCUGCCCGGCAAGCUCGCACGCCAGGGCGCCAGCAGGAGCUGCUAUGAGCCCCGGCCCCCGGACUGCGGCCAGGACGCCAGGAGGCGGUCGGGCUCUCUCCCCCGGGCAGGCGGGUUCCGGCCCCAGGGCAUCACCGUGCAGUUCUCCGGCCGCGGCUCCUCGGAGGAGGCCCGCCGCGAGGCCCUCAGGAAGCUGGGGCUGCUCAAGGAGAACUCGUGACGGAGCAGCACCUCCAGCCAGCCAGGGCCAGCAGCAUGGCAAGGGGGGCGAGAUAUGUUAGCAUUCACACAGGGCUGGUCUCAUCCCGCUAAUCCGGGAGCUGUUUGGCCUAAAAUGAAUGUAAAGAGCAGUCGCCUGGGUCCCCCUGCUGUGCCCCGUUGGGGAUGGAGCCGAAAGGCACCACCAGGCUCGUGGCCACUGGGCUGAGCGAGGGAGGAGAGAGUACUGCCCAGCCUACCCUGAGCAGAGAGACCUUUCCCAAAGAGAAUCUGGGCCCGUAUCUUGUCAUCUUUCUUUUUACAAAAACUCAGAGAGAGAAUAACCUUUAAAACUUGGCUGGGUGUGGUGGCUCAUGCCUGCCUGUAAUCCUAGCCCCCUGGGAGGCUGAGGCAGGAGGAUCACUUGAGGCCGGGAGUUGGAGGUCACCGUGGGCUAUGAUGCCGCCACUGCACUCUAGCCAGGGCAACAGAGUGAGUACUCUGUCUCAAAAAAAUAAAAAUAAAUAAAAUAAAACUUACAGGCUUCCCUGAUCUGUAAAUGCCACGUGGUUUCGGAUUUGGGAGGAAGGGGAUGGGGUCUGCGUUGUCAUUCUUUAAUCCAGCCUUUCAUCCUGAGUACGUGACGUGGCAGCCAGUUUAGGUCCCUUAUACUCAGGGUCUUCCCCGCCUUUUCUAAGAAAAUAAAAAAGAAAUGUUUGUUAAAUUUUAAUAGUGUCUUAAUACACUUUUUUGGUUUUUUGUUUUUGAAGGGUAUAAAGGAAGGUACUUCAGCCUUAGAUAUGCUUCUGUUUCUUGGUAUACUUUGGUUUGUUCUGUUUUUUAUAUUGAAAAUUGAAAUGAAACCUUUAGAGUAUGCUCUACUAUAAUUUUGAGUUGUGGGAGUGAAAUAGAAAGGUUGGGUUUGGGAAAGGUGGUAAUUUUGAGAGAGCAAGUCUCAGACUACAAGGUCAGAGUUACUGGGACGUGUGCACGAGCCUGUGUUGCAUGUAUAUAUGUACAUAGUAAAUGUCUGUAGAUACAUAUAUGUUAACAUUUAUACAUAGGUAGUAUGUGUGCACACGCGCAUUCGUUAUAAAUAUAAGCUUCCGGAAACCCUCCUGAGUAACUACAGAAUGCCGGCACUUCCUAUUCUCGGUAAGGUGAUGAUGAUACAAGAAACUGUUACUCUUCCUAGCUUGGAAAGUCUCUUAAGGACACAUCUCCACAAUAUUUUGGCGAACCAAAAGUACUUUUUUUCUCAACAGUGUGCUCCUCUGUUCCCAAUUAAAGUAAUAUUCCCUGCUUCCAAAUGAGCAAGAUAGCUCCUUUUUUAGGGAAGAACAUUUUAAAAGAUUAAUCUUCUUUAUCACCUGAUUUUAGUUUUGCAUGUUCAGGGUAGCCAGUAAACAGAAGAAAACAAAAGAUUCUUAAAGAUCUUUGAUUGGCUACGUCCCAUGCGCAAGAUCUCAGGAUUAAUUUAAAAGGAAAAAAACCAGUGAACUAGGCUACCCAGCAGGGAGAAAACUGGCUUCUCUCAGACUAUGUCUGACAUCUGACGUGCCGAGUCGUGCCCGCAAGCAUUAUUAUCAAAACUAUUUAAGGCUGGAAUCUUAAACCUCUAAAAAUAGACAGGAGGGGCUGCCCUGAGAAGCCACACCCUUGUAUUUGUGUUUCAGCCAGCCCCGGGGACAGUCUCUGUUUCUUUCCUGUUGAAUAUUCCGUAAAUUCAGACUUUUAAAUGUGCUGUGAUGGACAUUUUUCAGAGUAUUCAUUUUGCUUUGUAAGUUACGUAAAAUGAAUGAUGAUUUUUUUUCCAUAGAACUACAUACAGUAUUUGGUGUCUCCUCUAGCUCUUGUUCUCAUGAUUAAUAAUCGUCUCAUAGAUUCUUGAUGAUCCUAAUUUAAAUAGGUGCUUUAAUUUUACAGCUUUUAAAAGUAGUUACUUUUAAUUUUACUUCUGUUUAUGCUGGAUUUGUUUAAAUGAUUUAAGAGGGCUGUGUUUCCUUUUUAUAAAGUGAGAUGCCGUACAGUGUUUAAUAAAGGUCUCAACGUGACUAAUGUUUUAAAUAUUCUUUAUAGGUGAGGAUUGUUUCUUUUUAUCUUAUGAUUUCAUUGUGAGUAGGGUGAACUUGGCUGCAUAUUAGUAUAUUUGUUCUCAUAAUCACAUUUAUCAAAAAUAAAUUGAGAAGUUUUAUCUUCAUCAUAAGCAACUUUGUGGCAUUAUAUACUGUAUUCGCAAUUACUUUCUUUUAAAUUGUUAUAUCCUUUCUAUUUAUUCAUAGUUUCACCUAUUUAUUCAAAAUGAUACUGUUACUGUAGUCAUUCCUUGCACCCAAAACCCCAGUAAUUAAAGCCAUAUGUUUUGUAUGAAGUUCAGAUUAUAGCUGCUGAUGAACUAACCUGUAUGUUUAUGUAUCGUGUUAACAACAAAUCCGGUUUGCUGAAGGGCAUUAGUUUCCUUGCCGUAGCUAUGUGAUGUGAUGUUCUUAGAGGCCAUCUGGUUCAAGGUCAUUUGAAGGACCACACAUGUUUCAAAGCAAAAUUGGAAUGAAAAGGAAAGAUGAAUCCUAAGUGUCCAGGUUUUCCCUUUUUUCAAGUGAUGCUUGUAAAUCCAUCUCCAUGUUUAUGAAACUCUUGAUACUUAAAUCCCCCCCCAAAAAACUAUCCUUUGCUUAUAGGAAGGUGUGUCCAGAUGGCCAAAGCAGAGUCUGCUCUGCAAAUGGUGACACUUUGCAGUCACCAGUGUGACAGUAUUUGCUACGGUUCUCUCCUCUGCUUCAUCUCCUUCAGAAGUUGUGACCUUCGCUUCCCUCCUGCGAGGCUGGGUGAGAAGAGGCACGGGACAGGCACAGCGAUGCCUCGGGGAUGUUGUCCCUCUUGUGAGGGCUAUAAUAUCAUGUCCCCACUGCACUCAGAGCCACCAAGGACGGCUCCGAGCACAGGCGGCUCAGAGCGCGCGGCCCAGGGCACCUUCCUGGCCUGCCCAAGCCAACUUGAGGCCGUGUAGUGCCCUUGCCUCAGGGUUCCUGGUAGGUGUGGCUUCCACUGCAGGACGCCCACUGCAAAUGAGCUUCCAUGAAGAGCUAACUUCCACGGAGUUAGUAAGUGAGGCCUUAUGGAACCCUCAGGCUUGACCUUGUUAUUUAAAAAAUAAAUCAGAAAUGCAUUUUCUUUAAAUUCCCCACAACUCCAGCUGUGAGGAUGCCGAUCUUUCAGAGGAUUUGGUGGUGACGCCUUCUGUACAGGUGAUCUAAGCAAUCAGUUCCUUAAUGUUUAAUAAAGAGGAAGGGGGAGAGAGAAAUAAGGCGAAUAUGACAAGGAUUUGCUUUUACACGAAUGUGUGACUGCUAUGCGAUGUUUUCUCAGAGCCUGCGCGCAGAAUGGAGGCUUUGUUUCCCUGAGUGUGUUUUAUCGCUGUGACUCGGCAGGAUUAAUAAACUUUCUUCCCCCCUAAA